AAAUAAUAUUAUUUUCAAUUAGAAUAUAUUUAGGUUUGGAAUUAAUAGUGUAUAAAUUCAGUUAUCAGUAUUACAUAAAUUCAGUUAUUACAGCCUCGGCGGUGGAUAUUGAUCGAGCGUUAUUUCACAAACUAGGUUGUUUUCAAUGAGACUGGAUCCACUGGAUUUUUGAGUUAGCCCUCCAGCCUUUUUACGUUUCACGGCUCCCAUAUCUCCUUUCGAUCUCUCAGUUUCAACUUUCUAAACCUGCCAAGGAUAAAAAUUGACAAAUGUUAAUUUUAAAAGACUUCUGAAGUUAGAAUUAUCUGUAUAUACGAAUUUAUCCACAUCUUUGCAUUUGUAAAUUCUCGAAAAUACAGUUGUCCUGACCAGAAAGGCCAGACAGAGCAUAUAUCAUAGUAUGCGAACUUGAAAGGCCGGUUACCAGGCUGGACAGGUUGAAAAGCUGGUAUCUCUUACCCUAAAUUUGUCUAGAGGAGACUGAUUUUUCUUUUCUUUUCUGGCUAAAGAAUAAUCCUUGCCUCUCCAUGUCUUUGAAAAUUUCGUUUUUCUUUCCAUUCACAAUUUUUGUUUUGGUCCAUUCCUUGCAUUACUAUUUGACUGUUUCCCCACCAACCAAUUAGUACCCAGUUCGUCGCGUUCUUUUGUUUCCGAGAGAGAGUAGACCUCAAAACAAAUAUGGCGGCAAUGGCGGUUAGAAGAAUCCCGUACACUUAUUCUGCUUUUGAAGAGUUUUACAGCUGUUUUUACCAACAUUGUCACAAAUAAUGAUUUCAGAUCGAAGAUGACAACUCGAUUUUCAAGUCUGAUUGAAAGAAAACUCAAGGAACAUGAUGAAUUCGACGGCUGAGUGUGUGAUGUUUCGAUAAAAUUUUGUAGCGUGCUCUUGCGUGUUCGCAAAGUUCAACAUGGAUGGAGCUCAUCAGAAGAAAGCUGUGGAAGAUCUGAUGGCCGAAAAUCGUGCCAUCUUAGAAGAACUUGCUCAGUGUAAAGCUGAUAAGGAUUUUGUGUGGAAUCUAUGGCGAAGAUUGCAGUCGGCACAACCAGAAGUUACCUCUGUUGUGAGCAUGGUCAUCGCACGUGAGAAGGAAAAAAGUGAACAAAAGGACAAAAAAGUUUUGGAAAUAUUGCAGAUGAAAGACGAAAAGAUCAAAGAACUGACUGAGAAAGUACUAUCGGCAGAAGAUGAAUCUCACUACAGCAAGACAAGGUACCACGAUUUGCUGAUCGAGAAUGAAGAGCUCAAACAGAAAUUAGACGAAAGAGAAAGGGAAUUCACUUCAAGAGAGAAAGAAAUGAGUGAAGAAAACAGUUAUUUGUCCAGUUUGUUGAAAGCUCAUCAGUUACAGAAGGAGACUGAUGACCAAACUGUCAAAGAGAACUUGGAUCGUAUCGAAGAGGAGAAGAACCAACUUAAGAUCAGAAUAGCAGUUUUGGAGAAACAGGUCAGCGAUUUUAGCGAGGAAAAGUUGAAGAUGGCUUCAGCGAUCGAAGUUAAUGCUACCCUUGAGGAGAAGAUAAAAUCCUUAGAGAAUGAAUUAAGUCUCCUAACCUUAAAAAGUACCGAAGUUGCGAAGAAUUGCGAUGAAGCUGAAUUAAAAUUGACCGACAAAGAAAACAUUGUGAAGGAGCAAUUAGAAACACUGCACGAAAAAUCUGAAAUGAUUGCACAACUAGAAGGCGAUCUGGCGGCUGUGAAAAGUGAACUUGGACAAGCAAGAGAAAGUUGUAAUCAGGUUACAGCUCAAGUCUCAGAGCAGGCAAGAAUUAUCCAACAGCUCGAGGAUAAUCAAAAUAGCAACAGAGUGGCACUGAUGGACAGUGAGCAAGAAUAUCGCAAAGGACUUGCUUCGCUGCAGAAAACUGUUGCUGAUCUUCAGGGGCGAUGCGCAGUUUACCAAGAAAGCGAAGCAAAAUUGUUGCAGGACGUUGAUAGACUCAAAGAGAACGCACUUAAGCAAAAAGAAGAUCUUAAUGUCAAGGAACUGAUCAUUGAAGAAUUAAAAGAUGCUGUUAGAGAUGGUAUUCGAUCAGGAGAAGUUUCGAGGCGCGAAGAAGAAGAAGUCAAGGCUGAUCGUAGAUCUACUCAGAAAAAAGUUAGAUUAGAAGCAAAGACGAGUGAAACACUUCGUCCCAGAUUUCAACGAGAGAAAGAGCCAGGAAGCUUAGAGGAACGGCAAGAAGGAGAACUUGUUGACCUCUCUAAUGAAAUAGUCGAAGAAUCUGGAUCUGAAGUCACGAGAAAUCAAGAAUCGAUGGAAAGAAGGCUAGAAAAAAUUUUAGCACUUCGCGAGCUCGAAAGCAGAUUGGGCGAAAGCCGAAAAACGGUUGAUGAACUUAAGAAACUGCUGGAGCUUAAGGAAGCGGAACUUGUAGAGACUAGACGCGCUCAUUCGCAGCGACAGCAGCGUUACAGGAUGCUCAGGGAGAAUUAUCAACUUGUAUUAGAACAGAUCAAGACUUACGAAGCUUCAAACGCCGACGGAACCGGAAGUGUCACGCCACUCCCGGACAGACCGGAAGAACGAGAAUUGAGGCACUUAGACAGUGACCAAGUGUGGAAGGAACUGGCUCAUUAUAAACGUGGCUACGAAGAGCUGGCGAAAGAGAGGCAUGAUGUGUUAGAAGAGAUUGACGUCCUUCGAGUUCAACAUGCCCAUAAUAUUGCAAACAUCCAAGAACUGCGAGUUCAACUUGGAGAAGAAAGGGAAGAGAAUUCCGCUCUUCAGAGUAAGAUUGUGUCCGGUGAGCAAGCUUUUGAUGCGCUUCGAGUUGAAGUGGAAAAACGUGAAGACCAGGUACAGAGCUGGCAGGAGAAAGCUCUGCGCGGACAAACUAUUAGCAGCGAGCUUGAAGACGAAAACCAACUUCUUAGACACGAGAUUAAGGCGUUACAAGGACAAAAUAAAGCGCUCACUGAGGAAUUCAGUGGCCUUGCUGGUGAGUUUGAGAAUCUUAAAAAGCGUUAUGAUGAAAUGGUAACCAAAGAGAUGAACAGGAAGACUACAGAGGUUGAAAUCCCAGAUGCUAAAGAAAAAGCGAGUCAUGCUGAAACUACAAGCAAAACCACUCAGGCUGAGACAGAGCAACUUGCUAAGCAGCACGUUGAAUCUUUGAGUAGUUAUGACGAACAAGUGAGGCGCAUUGCUGACAGAAUUUUAUCCAGUCCCACCAAGGAAGCAGAGGUGCCAGAACAAACACGUGGCAUCACACAAGGCACACAGACGGACAGGAUCCCUCGUUUUGCUGACUCUGGCGUUAAUGUGAAUUUAGAUGCGGAAGAUGCUUCAUCCAUGGAUGAAGAAGAAUCAAUCGAUGUCAAAGGCAGUGCAAAGAAAAGCAUGGUGUCUAACGAGGGAAGCGCUCGUCCGCAGCGAACUCCACAGCCCAAAAAGGUGUUAAGAAAGACUCCGAGACGAAACGAGUGGGCAAGCAUGAAGCAACGGAUUCUUAGUCUAACACAAGAGGUUUCUGCACUGCGUCAAUCCAAAGAUAAAGCAGUGAAGGCAUUGAAUGUGCAAAAAAACGACUUUGAAAGCUUGCAAACGGAAUACAACUCGUUACUGAGUAAGUUACAAGUCAGCCGGAACUCCGUGCAGCAGUUGACUGAUAGUCUGAAGUUGUGCUUGCAAGAGAAAGAUCUUUUGGCGGCGGAAUUGAAAGAAAAGAAUGAGUUGGAAUCCAGACCGACUGCUUUGUCGAUAGCAGAGUGGAAGCGCUUAGAAGAGGAAUUGCGACUGGCUACAUUGGAGUGUAUUCGCUUGGCUAAUAUUGUUAGAACUGUAGGGAGUGAAAACGAAGACUUACGAACAAAGCUUAAGGAAGCGCAAGGGAAUUGUUCAAGGCUUGAGCACGCGGUAACGCAGAAGAAAACACUGGUGGAUGAAAUGAAAUCUAAAAUAAGAGACGUUGAAGAGAAAACUAAGAAAGAUUCAGAAACGGCCAAGAAUUUGGAAGAAAGGCUCUCGCAUUGCAAGGAGAGGGAGAAAACUAACAGAGUAAGAAUCGAGACACUGGAACACAGGUUGGAUGGCGAGAGCCGCGAGAAACAAAACUACCAUCAACAGCUGCUGAGCUGUCAGAAAGAACUGAAGAAGAAAACACAGCAGCUAAGUAGGUCCCAGACUCUACGCAACCAAGCUAAAUUAGUCAUUAGCGAGAUGGAAGCAGCGGCGACGAUGCAGCUUCAAGGUUUAGCCAAUCAGAGCGAAGCCACGAUAGCCUCACUUCAGCGUAAGUUUGAUAAAGCCCAGGAACGGAUAGAAGAGUUUCAAGCGUUCGUUAGAACACUUGUGGAAGAACUGCUUAUGAGUACUCGCACGAUGCGCCGGAAACUGGAAGAAUUUAAGGAGAAACAGUGGCAGGAGGCGUCAAAGACAGCCAUGAAAGAAGCUCAGAGCAAGGCGUGCUCAAUUCUGAACAUAUCGUCGGCGGAUCUUGAAAAUAUCAUGGACGAAGGUGCUAGUCAAAAGUUGGAAGAGGCGAGAUUGAGGACAGAGCAGGAGCAGGCGUGGCUAGCCGAGGUGGAAUCUGCAUUGAAACGUCAAGGGACGUUUGCCGUACCGCUCUUAGAAGUAUUACUGGACUUGGUGGACGAAAGAGUUGCCGUUGAAGCGAAAUUUGCAGGAUCGUAGAUGAAAUAAUAGCUUGCGUCACUGGCUCUCUUUGAAGCGCAAAAGUACAAGAGUCAAUGCUUGGUAGCUUGCGAACGCAGACGUAUUUCCGGCUGUCGCUUGUCCUCGCCGAAAAUAACGUCUGCGAACC
Molecule: messenger RNA, 4764 nt
Organism: Orbicella faveolata
Lineage: Eukaryota; Metazoa; Cnidaria; Anthozoa; Scleractinia; Merulinidae
Product: centlein-like
Biological process (GO): protein localization to organelle; centriole-centriole cohesion
Cellular component (GO): centriole; centrosome
Source: RefSeq, a predicted model, not a curated record